AAUUUUGUUUUCAUUUUUUGUUGUUCUUGAUCUGGAUUUUUCGCAUGUCGAAUUUCACCACAAAUCUGUCAAACAUUAAUUGAUAAGGAUUUUGUAAUCGAAAAAUCAACAAACACAUCUACCUUGUUGACAACUUUGAAUUCCAUGCUGGAGCCAUGAAGACACGUUUCAAUACUUAUGAUAUAAUUUGCGGAGUCGCCGAACUGCAAAAGUUGGUAGGCUGGCGCGUGAAUCAGAUCUAUGACGUGGAUAACAAGACGUAUCUCUUCCGGAUGCAAGGAACCGGAGCAGUUGAGAAGGUGACUCUACUGAUUGAAUCCGGAACUCGGUUCCACACCACCAGAUUUGAAUGGCCCAAAAAUGUAGCCCCCUCGGGAUUCAGCAUGAAGCUGAGGAAGCAUCUGAAAAACAAGCGCCUGGAGAAGAUUCAACAAUUGGGUGCCGAUCGUAUAGUUGAUUUUCAGUUUGGUACCGGCGAUGCCGCCUACCAUGUUAUUUUGGAGUUGUAUGAUCGGGGAAACCUUGUUUUAACGGACAGCGAAUUGACCACUCUGUAUAUUCUGCGUCCUCACACUGAGGGUGAGAAUCUGCGGUUCGCUAUGCGUGAGAAAUAUCCGGUGGAACGGGCAAAGCAGUCGUCGGAAGGAUUGAAGGCAGAGGCCUUGGAGCAGCUACUGGAGAACGCCAAAAAUGGCGAUAACUUACGACAAAUCCUGAUGCCCAACUUGGAUUGUGGUCCCUCUGUGAUCGAGCAUGUACUCCUCCAGCAGGGCUUGGAUAAUCGUAUCAUAGAAAAAGCGAAGAAUGCUGAAGAUGCUCAGGAGUCAGAGGAAAAGCCAGAGAAAGGCGGUAAAAAACAGAAGAAGGGACGAAAUCAACAAGCUAAAGUUGAACAGAAGCCGUUUGAUAUGGUUAAUGAUCUUCCACUUCUUAAAAAAGCAGUAAAGAGUGCUGAAGAUCUUCUUACUGAGGGAACUAGUGGACAGACAAAAGGCUACAUAGUCCAAGUUAAGGAAGAAAAACCAGCCGAGAAUGGAAAGGUGGAAUUUUUCUUCAGAAACAUUGAAUUUCAUCCAUACCAGUUCGUCCAAUUCAAAGAAUUUGAGUGUGCCACCUUUGAAUCCUUUAUGGAGGCGGUAGAUGAGUUUUACUCCACGCAAGAAUCACAGAAGAUCGACAUGAAAACGCUGCAACAGGAACGUGAGGCGUUGAAAAAGCUUUCUAACGUUAAAAAUGAUCACGCCAAGCGACUCGAAGAGCUUACAAAGGUCCAGGACGUGGAUCGAAAGAAGGCCGAGUUAAUCACGUCCAAUCAAAGUCUUGUGGAUAAUGCCAUACGCGCUGUUCAGUCCGCCAUCGCCAGUCAGUUGUCCUGGCCCGACAUCCAUGAGUUGGUCAAGGAGGCUCAGGCCAAUGGCGAUUCUGUAGCAAGCUCCAUAAAGCAGUUAAAACUGGAAACUAAUCACAUAUCGCUUAUUUUGAGCGAUCCCUAUGGGGACAAUGAAGACGAUGAACUGGAAACUCCAGAGGCAACUGUGGUGGAUGUAGACUUGGCUUUGUCAGCGUGGGCCAAUGCUCGCCGGUACUAUGAUCUUAAACGUUCGGCAGCGCAAAAGGAAAAGAAGACUGUGGAUGCUUCACAAAAAGCUCUGAAAUCUGCAGAGCGUAAGACGCAGCAAACGCUUAAAGAAGUGAGAACUAUAUCGAAUAUAGUCAAAGCAAGGAAGGUCUUCUGGUUUGAAAAGUUUUAUUGGUUUAUAAGCUCAGAAAACUAUUUGGUCAUUGGAGGACGAGAUGCGCAGCAAAACGAACUUAUUGUAAAAAGAUAUAUGCGGCCCAAAGACAUCUAUGUUCACGCUGAAAUACAGGGUGCCUCAAGUGUUAUUAUACGGAAUCCUACAGGAGAAGAAAUACCACCAAAAACUUUAUUGGAAGCCGGUUCUAUGGCCAUCUCGUACAGUGUAGCUUGGGAUGCAAAAGUAGUUACCAAUUCCUAUUGGGUGACAAGCGAGCAGGUCAGCAAAACAGCACCAACUGGCGAGUAUUUGGCCACUGGUAGCUUUAUGAUCAGAGGAAAAAAGAACUUCCUACCGUCCUGCCAUCUUAUCAUGGGUCUCAGUCUGCUGUUUAAGUUGGAGGACAGCUUCAUAGCUCGCCAUUUGGGUGAGCGUAAAGUGCGCAGCAUAGAUGAUGAGCCAAGCGAACCUGACUUUAAGGAAACUGAAGUAGCAAACGAUCUUUUAUCCGAGCAUAGUGACGAUUCAGAUGCCACUCCCGUCGAAAAUGUUUCGGAGCCAAGUUCUAAUACGGAUAUAACUGCCUUUCCCAAUACCGAGGUGAAGAUUGAACACGACACUGGUCGGAUAACAGUCAAAUCCAAUUCUGUCAACGAGGACCAAAAUGAGAAUGUGGACAACGGCAAUGUGCUAGAAAAAUUAUUGAAAAAUAAGCCUGCCGAAGAGGAAACCACAAUCAUUACGUCAGUUCCAAGCCGCAAAAAGCAAGUUAGUGCUAAAAAGAGCAAAGAAGAAAAGGCGAGAGCUGCCAAGCAGGAAGCUAAAGCAGCGGAAGUGGCAGCUAUCGAAUCAGAGCCGAAGAAUCCAUCGCAGAUCAAGAGAGGUCAGAAGGGAAAACUAAAGAAAAUAAAACAGAAAUAUAAGGACCAAGACGAUGAGGAAAGGGAAAUUCGCAUGAUGAUACUUAAGUCGUCGGGCAAAGAAAAGGCGCAGCCCAGUACUGAGAAAGUAGUGGAAAAGAGCGUCAUCCAAAAAGAGGAACCGAAGCAACAUAAAAAUGCACCACCCAAAAAUCCAAUUGAAUUGGAGGAUGCUGAUGAUGCACCUGCUGGCGGGGAUGUGGAUAUUCUCAAUAGUCUUACAGGGCAGCCGGCCGAGGGCGAUGAGUUACUAUUUGCAAUUCCAGUAGUGGCUCCGUAUCAGGCUCUGCAGAACUAUAAAUUCAAAGUAAAGCUUACUCCAGGAACUGGAAAGCGAGGAAAGGCUGCCAAACUAGCUCUCAAUAUAUUCGCCAAGGAAAAAGGCUGCAACACUCGAGAGAAGGACUUACUGAAAAGUAUAAAGGAAGAGUCGCUCGCUAGAAAUAUCCCUGGAAAAGUUAAAUUAUCGGCACCGCAACUUCAAAAGUAUCACAAAUAAGAUGUAAAUGUUAAACCUUAUAUGAAAAUUGAAAGUAUUUUAAAUGCUUUUAAAAAUUGCUUUAAUAAAUGGAUAGUAAAGCUUA
Messenger RNA from Drosophila bipectinata, 3240 nucleotides. RefSeq names its product Nuclear export mediator factor NEMF homolog Clbn (gene Clbn). Gene Ontology annotation, cellular component: RQC complex. Gene Ontology annotation, biological process: ribosome-associated ubiquitin-dependent protein catabolic process; rescue of stalled cytosolic ribosome. The record is from RefSeq and is a predicted model, not a curated record. Lineage: Eukaryota; Metazoa; Arthropoda; Insecta; Diptera; Drosophilidae. Gene Ontology annotation, molecular function: ribosomal large subunit binding; tRNA binding.